Molecule: messenger RNA, 2436 nt
Organism: Fusarium coffeatum
Lineage: Eukaryota; Fungi; Ascomycota; Sordariomycetes; Hypocreales; Nectriaceae
Exons: 3
Coding region: 1-2436 (811 amino acids)
Source: RefSeq, a predicted model, not a curated record
AUGCGUCUCAGCAUUCCCAUUGUCGCGGCCCUUGCCGUGGGCGGUACUGAUGCCCUCUUUUUUUCUUUCUCCAACAUUCGUUUUCCUUUCCCAAUCAAGUGGCCCGUCGUUGUUCCUAAACCUGCGCCUAUUCAGCCAGCUCCUGUCCCAACAGCUACUAAGCCUGCUACAAACGUUCAGUCCACUGUAGCUGUAAAGCCCACUACUGCCGUCGUCGCGGUCGAGCUCAGCACAUCUACAACAUCUGCUACGGUUGUUUCUGUUGCUCCCUCCAUCGCUAUCGCCUCUUCGGUUUCAUCGGCUUCAUCGGUGUCCUCGGCGUCAUCGGUUUCCUCCGGUGCUUCUGUCUCUGUUCUUUCUUCAGCCUCUCUUCCUUCAGCGACCUCCAUCGUACCUGGCCUGUCCCCCGUCACUGUCGACAGCACCAUUCUUAUCCUCGGCACGACUGAUUAUGCUUGCGACUCAGCAGCAUCAGGCCUUCUGAGCUAUGGCAUUCCCUUUGAGAAGGUCCUGGUGCCGAAGGAGGGCUUUGUCAUGCCUAGUCUCAACAGCUCAUCCAGCGACGGCAAGUAUGGUGCUAUCAUUGUUAUCGAUGCUGCAUCGUAUCAGUAUGAGUCUGGUUGGGCUAGCGCCAUUACCACUGACAUGUGGGAUCAAAUCUACGAAUACCAGCUGCACUUCCAUGCGCGUCUUGUUCGUAUCAACGAGUUUCCCAGCCCACAAUUUGGUGUUACUACCGCCGGCGAUGGCUGCUGUUCGGAUCAAGACGGUGUCGAUCCACAACUUGUUAGUCUUACAGACGAUUCAGACUUUCCCUCGGCCAAUUUGAAGACAGGCGCUACCCUUUCUACCAAGGGCAUCUACCAUUACCCUGCCACCAUCACCAACGCAACCAUCGCUAAGCAAAUUGCAAAGUUUGGACCAGGCGGUGGUUACACCUCUGACACCGUCGCUGCCAUCAUCAACAAGUUCGAUGACGGUCGCGAGCAGCUCGUCUGGUUCCUCGGUUGGGCGCACGACUGGUCUCAGACCACUGCCUUCCUUCAACACGCCCACAUCCACUGGAUGACACGCGGUGUCUUCCUGGGCAAGCGCAAGGUCCAUCUCAACGCUCAAAUUGAUGAUGUUCAGCUGUCCACCGGUCUCUACUACUCUGUCUCGGGCGAGAAGGAGUUCAAGAUUCGCACUGAUGACCUCAAUGCACACGUUGAUUGGCAGUACAGCAUCAACGCUCGUCUCCCUAAGGGUUCCGACUUCUGGCUGGAGUUCGCCCACAAUGGAAACGGUGACAUCAUCAGCGCUGUUGGCAAGACUUCGUCUGAUCAAGUUUGUGUACCUGACACAGCUGUUGAUUUCGACUCUCCCCCCGACACGCCACUUGAGUUUGUCAAGCCACCGGGCACAGGCACAAACAAAUGGUCUGAUGAGUUUGUUUAUGGACAAUACCCGUGGUCUCAGACAUGCGCCAAGCUGGAUGACUUUGCUUCUUGGUUCUUGAACAAGGACAACCUCAACCACUUCGCCCAUCUCUCCCACACAUUCACGCAUUUGGAGUUGAACAACGCCACUUACCAAGACGCCAGUCGCGAGAUUGACUUCAACCGUGCAUGGAUGAAGCAGAUGGGUAUUGAUCAGGCUGUUCGUUAUUCUCCCAAUGGCUUGGUUCCCCCUGCCAUCACUGGUCUUCACAACGCCGAUGUUAUCCAGGCGUGGCUGGACAACAAGAUCACUUUUGUUGUUGGGGAUAACACUCGACCGGUCCUCCAGAACCAGCAGAACACCUUCUGGCCCCUCAUCAGCACUGUUGAGAGCAACGGUUACAAUGGUUUGGUUAUUGUUCCUCGCUUUGCCACCACUAUUUACUACAACUGCGACACCGCUGAGUGCACUACUAAGGAGUGGAUUGAUACCUCUGGUGGUAAGGGUGACUUCAAAGAUUUGAUAGCUCAAGCUAGAGUCGAGAACACCCGUCAUCUACUGGGACUUCAUGCCGACCCUUACAUGUUCCACCAGGCUAACAUGCGGGUCGCCGAUAUGCCCCAGCGUACCAUCGGCACUUACACUUCUAAGAUGUCGCUGGUGACUACUUGGGUUGAGGCUGUUACGCAGGAGCUGAUGCGUCUGACCAACUGGCCUAUCACCUCUAUCAAGCACGACGACAUCGCUCAGUAUUUCCUCAAUCGCAAGGCUUUGGAUGCUUGUAAUCCUAAGCUAUCGUAUGGUGUCUCCAAGGAUGGAAAGAGCAUUGCACAUGUCGUACUGUCUGCUGACAAUAACUCGUGCUCUGUUCCUGUACCUGUGACUAUCCCCGGUGGAGCUGCGGUACCUGAUGGCGUAUCCCAAGCUGACACUUUGGGUUCCGAACCAACGAUCCAGUGGGUCAAGCUGACUGGUUCUCCUGUCAAGUUGAUGUUGAACAGUAACAUUGCUCUGUAA